UCCAGUCCAGAAUGGCCUGACCUAGUCAUCCCACUGGGCAGGUGUGGAGUGAUUUUUUUUUUCUUUCUCUCAUAGUCAUAACAUAGGGUACAGUAAUUGAUCCAUGAUUCCAUUUAUAGAAAAUAAUUAUUUGGGGCUCUUUGAAAAAUUUAGAAAUACAUGUAACAGUCAGUAGUUCACAACAGAAGGUGAUAGGUUUGGCAGUUCUGACAAGGUUUUCCAGUUGCUCUAAACUGGUCAUAUACUAUGUUAUGCUAUGUUCAGUUCAGACAUUAUUUCAUGCUGUGCUGCUGUAUCUCAGCACAGAGAAGAUGAUCUGUGAUGUUCACUGAGCUCUUUUACCUUCACAUGUGUUCUCUGCCUGCUGCUUUAUGGUUAAUCACAGUCUUUAUUUACCCCCUUAGGCCAAUUUCCCCUGAGACUUCAGGGGGGCAACAGGAUGUGCUCAGGGAGGGUAGAGCUGUGGUAUAAGGGCUCCUGGGGAACCAUCUGUGAUGACUUGUGGGACAUGAGUGAUGCCGAGGUGGUCUGCAGACAGCUGGGCUGCGGGGCAGCACAGGAGGCUCAUGGAAAUGCUGCCUUUGGGAGAGGAAAUGGACCCAUAUGGCUGAAUGAGGUGAAGUGCAGGGGUGAUGAACUCCACCUGUUGGACUGUCCUCACUCUCUUCAGGACCACACGACCUCCUGCUCUGACAAGGGGCAUGCUGGUGUCACCUGUCAAGUCAUACUAUCUGAACACACUACAACAGGAAUUCCAGAAACAACCAGAACUGCAGUAAAGCCAGUUGGACCCAGUCCACCGUCCCCACUGUCCAUCCCUGCUGUGGUCUUCCUGGUACUGGGGGCUCUUCUCUUUCUGCUACUAGUGCUGCUGGCUGGUCAGUUGUACCAGAACAGGGUGCUUAAGAGAGCCCUGUACCAGGAGGGUCUCACCCCUCUCCAUGAGGACAUCUAUGAGGAGAUAGAGUACAAGCUGACCAGGGGAGAGACAUACAGAGGUCUCAGAAAGGGAAGUGUCCUGUCUGAGGAUCUGCCCUCUGGGUAUGAAGAUGUGGAGGACAGUGAGGGAGACCCCCUCUCAGGGAAAGACAAGCCAGAGUGCUAUGAUGAUGUGUUCCCCGUGGAGAAGAGUGCAGGACGUCUGUCAGAGAAGCUGUCUACAGCAGACACACCAGAGGACUGUGAUGAUACUGUUACCAUGGGACAGAAUCCAGGCUCCGGACUGAUGGGGACAGAAGACACAGCAGAGGGCUAUGAUGAUGUUGUGGGAGUAGAACCGAGUGCACUUGUGUUACCAGGAGAGAGAGUGUUGACCACACUGUCCCCUGGUGAGGGACCCCCUGUUCCUGACCGUAGUGACUACGAUGAUGUGGGGGACGGAAGAUCCUCUGCAGUUCUGGAAUCUCUGAGUGACUGAGAGUCCAGUCUGAGUCUGAAGGUCCUUGUGCCCAGAGCUUCAGAGCUAGAACUCAUUAAGAUCUGAUCCAUGUAAAGUAGCUGGUAGCACAGUCAAUCUGGAUAUUUGCUUGCUUUUUUUCAUGAAAGAAUACACUUUCAGACUUGAGGAAAAUAUACUCCAAAUGUUUAUAAAAGGAAAA
Scleropages formosus (Asian bonytongue) is the source of this 1598-nucleotide messenger RNA. Its product is annotated as antigen WC1.1-like. Bases 440 to 1417 code for a protein of 325 amino acids. The transcript is spliced from 10 exons. The record is from RefSeq and is a predicted model, not a curated record. NCBI's taxonomy places the organism in Eukaryota, Metazoa, Chordata, Actinopteri, Osteoglossiformes, Osteoglossidae. Gene Ontology annotation, biological process: zymogen activation. Gene Ontology annotation, molecular function: serine-type endopeptidase activity. Gene Ontology annotation, cellular component: plasma membrane.